GACUCACGCCACGCGCAUACACGCGUUUACUAGGCCGAAGCGAACAAACAAAAUCCGCAGUUCGAUCUACUUACUCGUGCAACACAUUGCAAAAGUUCAAAGUUAAAUUUUCAUUCGAUCGUGUCAAAUAUGGUUAAUCAUGUGAAAUCUGAGUGCUCGUUCGCAACGUGGUAUCCGCAGUUUCGUAAACAAUCAUUAGAAGCUACAAUUCUUUGUAUUCCCGAUGAAGUAUUCAAUUAUUUGGAACACGACGCAUUCGUUUUACCAGUCGAGGCGACGAGCUCGACAUUAGAAAAUACAGAAUGGACGGAUGGAACUCCAGUAGCAAACGAAGAGCAAUCAUCCGAAUUACAGCCAACGUUUCCGGAGUUCAGUCAAAGAAUUCAAGACACCUUAGAUGAAUACGGUGCAGUGUUUAUAAAAAGUAAUUGGAGUUCACCUUCGGAUGCUACCUGGGUCGCACCCACUAAAACACUCAAGUGUAGAUCGUUAGAGGAAGUAUAUUUACUGUUAAAGUGUUCUGACAGAAUUUCCAGGGAUUUAAGUAAUGUGAAAAAUUGUACAGACCGCAAGACUCCUGUAAAAUCGUGUCUUGUGCUGAAGCAAUGGAGAGACAUCAAUCCUUGUACAGAGUUCCGAUGUUUCGUAAUAAACAAAGAACUUAUAGCCAUUAGUCAACGAGAUAUAUCGCAGUAUCAUAGUUACAACGAAGCAGAAAAGUAUAAUAUUCAAACGGAUAUUAAAAGCUUAUUUACGGAGCACAUUAAAGACAAGUUUCCCUUGAACAAUUUUUCGUUCGACGUUAUACGGUAUAAAAAAGAAAAAGUGAAGAUAGUCGAUUUCGGGCCUUUGGACGAGGCCUCUACUAAAGGAACACUUUUUACUUACGACGAAUUGCAAAAUGAGAUAGAGGACACUCCAGAGUUCAGAUUCAUCGGCGAAGAGAUCGGUAUCCAACCGAAGGCUCCGGAUCAUUUCUGCGUACCAGAGGAAAUAAACGAAUUCUUUCAAUCGAACAGCAGUUCACUAUUGGACAUUAUUCAACGAUUUUCGUUCAAGGAGGUGGAAGCUCAACAAAAUGAAUACGAAAACCCUGAGAACAGUAGCUUGUGAAAUAAACGACCAACGAGGGAAUAAACUUUUUAAAUACAGAA
Molecule: messenger RNA, 1154 nt
Organism: Ceratina calcarata
Lineage: Eukaryota; Metazoa; Arthropoda; Insecta; Hymenoptera; Apidae
Product: cell division cycle protein 123 homolog
Exons: 6
Coding region: 130-1113 (327 amino acids)
Cellular component (GO): cytoplasm
Source: RefSeq, a predicted model, not a curated record